AUGUCGCAACAAUUGAUAAAUGAACAAAGCAAAUACAUUUUAGACUUGUUUUCUGAGCAGACCAUUGAUUCACAAAGCUUAGACACGCUCUCUACACAAGUGCAGAAAAGGUUUCCGAAAUCUGAACAUUUUAACUUAUGUCUCCUGCUAUCCUCACUUGUUACCGGAGGAGACUUGUCCCUUCCUGGUCAGCGUGUAGUGGCUUUGGCAAUUCUUUUUGACAUAUACAAGCUGGAUAACCCUUUUGGUUCAUUGUUCCUACACCUUCUAGAGGGCAAGCCAGGUUUGCUUCCUCUUGCACCCCAGGAAAGAUUAUUUAUCGGACAGCUUUUUGGAUUUCUACCUGUGAACAUUAAAGAUAUAAUGAAGAAGUCUGCAAAGCAGGUGAUGCUAACAGAGGUUUCAUCAAAAGACCUGGAAUUCGACUAUUCUUCACUACAAAGUCUGGUUGCCGAGAGGGCUACUGAAACGAGCUCAGUGGCUAGAGCCACUGCACCCGCACUCAUUCCUUUAGGAGAUGGGGGUCCGCCCAACCGGAUGGCGAUGAAGGAGCUCCUCGAGGCGCUAAUGUCGAACGAUUACAUGCCGCUGCACCGGACCCUGAAGGCGGCCGGACCCAUACCUCCGCCCACCUUCAUGUUGGACCCCACCGAGAUAUCGUUCGCCGACGAGGGCGUCUGGAAGAAUCUGGUCAACAGGGGAGCUUACGUGCCUCUAUACGACACGGAAUGCGAGGGCCUGCUUGGUCUGAAGCCGCCAGAGAAGGCGCCGGAGCGUCGCGCCCCGCAACAACACAAGCCAAAGCAGGAGGAGAAGAAGGAGAAGAAAGAAGAGAAGGAGGAGAAGAAGACUGAGGAGAAGGACGCGCCAGGUCUAGUCGCGGAGGCGAAGGAGCUGACGCAGCUGGCCUUGAAGGGCGCCCUCAGCGUCCAGCACCAACAGCGGCUGCUGGCUCUACUGGACCAGGAACCGAACAUCGUCUACGAAAUCGGGGUCACGCCCUACCAGCUUCCAGAUCUCGUGGAGAACAACCCCAUGGUGGCGAUAUCGGUGCUUCUCAAACUGAUCCACUCGCAGCAUAUCACUGAGUAUUUCAGUGUCUUAGUCAAUAUGGAGAUGUCCCUGCACUCUAUGGAGGUCGUCAACAGGCUGACGACGUCCGUGGACCUGCCGGUGGAGUUCGUCCACCUGUACAUCAGCAACUGCAUCUCCACCUGCGAGACGAUCCGCGACCGCUACAUGCAGAACCGGCUCGUGCGGCUCGUCUGCGUCUUCCUGCAGUCCCUCAUCAGGAACAAGAUCAUCAACGUGAAGGAGCUGUUCAUCGAGGUGGAGGCGUUCUGCGUGGAGUUCAGCCGGAUCAGGGAGGCGGCGGCGCUGUUCCGGCUGCUGAAGCAGCUGGACUCCGGCGAGGGGACCCACAAAGAGUCCAAGGACAAC
Molecule: messenger RNA, 1440 nt
Organism: Iphiclides podalirius (scarce swallowtail)
Lineage: Eukaryota; Metazoa; Arthropoda; Insecta; Lepidoptera; Papilionidae
Source: the annotation of a GenBank genome assembly